AAGGGGGGGUAUAAAUGUCCCUGCAGCAAUGCGGGGCCACAGUCUGGCUGCCUGAGGAGACUGUCACACACAGCUCCAGCUCAGAAAAGAUGAAUCUUCCAGUUGUGUCCGUCAUCCUGCUGGUGGUUUCUACUGUCCAUGCUUUCCAGUACACAGAGCUGGCACAGUAUAUUGACAGCCACCAAGAAGAAUAUGUGGAGGCUUUGCGGGACUGGGUGGCAAUUGAAAGCGACUCCAGUAACGUCCAGAAGAGACCAGAGCUACACCGCAUGAUGGAGAUGACGGCUCAGAAGCUGAGGCUGAUGGGAGGGACUGUAGAGCUGGUGGACAUUGGAGAACAAGAACUCCCUGACGGGCAAACGGUAACUUUGCCUAAAGUGGUGACGGCUCAGUUUGGCAACGAUCCGAGCAAAGUCACGGUGUGUGUGUACGGUCACGUGGACGUCCAACCAGCGAAGCUCGAGGAUGGCUGGGCGACGGAGCCCUACAACCUGACUGACAUCAAUGGUAACCUUUAUGGAAGAGGAGCAUCAGACAACAAGGCCCCGGUUUUAGCCUGGAUCCAUGCUGUGGGGGCUUACCAGGCCCUCAAUAUGGAGCUGCCGGUGAAUGUGAAGUAUGUCAUCGAGGGCAUGGAGGAGACCGGCUCUAACGGUCUGGAUGCCAUGAUCCUGGCCCAGAGGGAUACCUUCUUCUCCGACGUGGAUUACAUCAUCAUCUCAGACUGCAGCUGGCUCAGCAGACGGCCCGCCCUCACCUACGGCACCAGAGGAAACUGCUACUUCUUCGCUGAGGUUGAAGGACCGAAACAGGACUUACACUCUGGUGUUUAUGGAGGCACGGUGAUCGAACCAAUGACUGACCUCAUUGGGAUUCUGGACACAAUGAUCAACCCCAGUGGUAAGAUCCUGAUUCCUGGGAUCAGAGAGGCCGUGGCCCCUCUCUCUGAUGAGGAGUGGAAAAUGUACCAGGACAUCGAGUUCGACGUCGAAAACUACAAGAGCAAGAUUGGUGUCAGCCACCUCAUGUACACCAACAAGGUUGACUUAUUGGCCCACCUGUGGCGCUACCCCACUGUCACCAUCCACGGCAUUGAGGGGGCUUUCUCCGACCGCGGCACCAAGACUGUCAUCCCCGCUAAGGUUAUCGCUAAGUUCUCCAUUAGACAAGUUCCCAACAUGGACCCUGCUAUGGUCAAGAAACAGGUAACAGACUACCUUCAUUCAGUGUUUGCCAAGAGGAAGAGUCCUAACAAGCUGAAAGUCACCAUGGUGAUCGGGGCCAAGCCUUGGCUGGCGGACCCGCAGCAGGCUCUCUAUGAGGCUGGGAAGGCUGCUGUUAGGAGAGUUUUUGACAUGGAACCCGAUCUGAUCCGUGAGGGCGGGACCAUCCCUAUUGCAAAAACCUUCCAGGAUGUGACGGGGAAGAGCAUCAUCAUGAUGCCCAUCGGAGGCUUCGACGACGGGCUGCACUCUCAGAACGAGAAAAUGAGCAGGUACAACUAUAUUGAGGGAACCAAGUUAUUCAUCGCCUACCUGAAUGAGGUGUCCAAGAUUCAGAAGACCAGUGUGUAAUGAGAAAUGACCUCCUCAGUGUUCCAGCUCCAGGGAUCUGACACAAGCCUGGUUUUUAUGCAAUUUAUCAUCUUUCAUCUUUCUUUCUUUAUAUCUCAAGCGUUUAUUUAUCUGCACCUCCAGCAGCACCUCCUCCAUUCCUUCCAUCCUAUCUAUCUAUCUAUCUAUCUAUCUAUCUAUCUAUCUAUCUAUCUAUCAUUUUGAGUGACUGUCAUGGCACUCUCUGAAGUUAUCUCUCUGUGUGCAUACCUUUAUGCUCUGUAUAAUGUCAAACUGUACUGUAGGAGUGUGUGUGUGUGUGUGUGUGUGUGUGUUUGUGUCAUGUAGUAAAAGCUGUACAAUGCAA
Molecule: messenger RNA, 1920 nt
Organism: Labrus bergylta (ballan wrasse)
Lineage: Eukaryota; Metazoa; Chordata; Actinopteri; Labriformes; Labridae
Gene: cndp1
Product: carnosine dipeptidase 1
Biological process (GO): proteolysis
Cellular component (GO): cytosol
Molecular function (GO): metallodipeptidase activity
Source: RefSeq, a predicted model, not a curated record